This is a messenger RNA of Neodiprion virginianus, 2277 nucleotides long. RefSeq names its product poly(rC)-binding protein 3 (gene mub). The coding region runs from base 325 to 2205 and encodes 626 amino acids. Lineage: Eukaryota; Metazoa; Arthropoda; Insecta; Hymenoptera; Diprionidae. The transcript has 9 exons. Gene Ontology annotation, cellular component: cytoplasm; nucleus. Gene Ontology annotation, biological process: regulation of RNA metabolic process; regulation of gene expression. The record is from RefSeq and is a predicted model, not a curated record. Gene Ontology annotation, molecular function: mRNA binding.
CCCGGCCCCGCUGCACCACGUACCAUAAUCCAGGUCCAGACCUGCCUCUCUACCUGUUCUCUGUCCGCCCUGCAGCCGAGCUUUUGCCGCCGUAGCCGCCGUAGCCGCCGCCGCCGCCGCAUUAGCCGAGCGAAAAACGGUCCGGUUUCCCCGCAUCCGCAUCCGCAUCCGCAUCCGUCACCCGAUCCACCUGCACGCGACGAGCCGACUACAGACUCACGAUCAGUGCCGGCGAAGAACCCGUCCUCUCUGGAUCAUCCUGACCGACGGCAAGUCUUACUGCUACAUUCGAUUCCCUCGUGAGUACGCGACGCGUUGCAUCGAAUGAAGCACAAGGGUGACGCCAUGACUGUGAAGUCUGAGCAUACGUGGGACCGCUUAAGAAGCACCUCCCCCGAAUCCUCCCCGGCGAAAAUAACUCGCCUCACCUCUCCCCGCUCCUUGUCCUCUUCCACCUCCUUCCCGAUCGUCAAAACAUCCCUUAAUAACAUUCGGAAUCUUGUCAACGCAACAACCAUGGACAAUAUGGACCCCAAACCAAUGCUCAACGACGAUCCGUCGGUCACGUUAACUAUUCGUCUCAUUAUGCAGGGAAAGGAAGUUGGCAGCAUAAUUGGAAAGAAAGGAGAAAUUGUAAAUAGGUUCCGUGAAGAGUCCGGUGCCAAGAUAAAUAUCUCAGAUGGCUCCUGCCCAGAACGUAUAGUCACUGUAACCGGUCCUACAAACUCGAUAUUCAAAGCGUUUACAUUGAUUUGCAAGAAGUUUGAAGAAUGGUGUUCCCAGUUCCACGAUAUUCAAGGAAGCGGCGCAGGUGGUGGCGGCGGUGUUCCAAGGCCGCCGAUCACUCUUCGGCUGAUAGUUCCUGCCUCGCAAUGCGGAUCUCUCAUUGGAAAGGGAGGAUCAAAGAUAAAGGAAAUUCGCGAAGUUACCGGCGCCUCUAUUCAAGUCGCAUCCGAAAUGCUACCAAACUCAACGGAACGUACAGUGACUAUCUCGGGCACCAGCGAGGCUGUCACGCAGUGCAUCUAUCAUAUCUGCUGUGUCAUGCUAGAGUCCCCUCCCAAAGGUGCCACGAUCCCUUAUCGCCCUAAACCCCAAGUUGGUGGGCCAGUGAUCCUGGCUGGUGGGCAAGCCUACACCAUCCAGGGUAAUUACGCGGUGCCCGCCCACUCGGACGUAAGUACAGUAUUGCCAUUGCCCGCCCCCCAUACCGGGCCGAACCCACCCUCGCUGAAUACCACCACGUUGACCAGCUCCCACUUCGCAGCCCACCACCCCUCACACUACGCUUCACAUGCCCACCCACUCCUGCCCCCCCAUCUCACCGCCCAUCAUCCACUUCAUCCGAGCCCCCUUCACGCCAGCGUGGCAGGCCUCGCCGACCCCCUGCUGAAGAGUGGACACUUGCAGGCAGCCCUCCCGCCCGUACACCUCGUGGCAGAUGCCAUGGGCAAAUUGGGGAGCAAUCCUCUCGCUGGUCUCGCAGCUCUAGGUCUUGGAGGUCUCGCCACGCCUGCCAACACAGGCGGACUAAAUCCAGCUGCUUUAGCAGCACUCGCUGGAAGUCAGUUGCGAACUAGCAACACCAAUAGACAACAGCCAGCGGCUAACAACCAGACGCAUGAGAUGACCGUUCCCAACGAGCUGAUCGGAUGCAUCAUUGGCAAGGGUGGCACGAAGAUAGCUGAAAUUCGUCAAAUAUCAGGGGCCAUGAUUCGCAUUAGCAAUUGCGAAGAGAGGGAAGGAGGAGCGACUGACCGCACCAUAACUAUCACUGGAAAUCCAGACGCGGUCGCUCUUGCACAAUAUCUCAUCAAUAUGAGUGUCGAACUGCAGAAAGCUAACUUAGAGGCCCAAAAUACCCAAACCCCUGGCAGCGGUACCACUCCCGGGGCAUCCGGGGCCAGUGCUUCCCCCUCUACCACUACCACCACUGCCUCUCCUUUGGCCAGCGCCAUUCCUCUGGCUCAGCUGCUUAGCAAGCCAGGUGCUCUCAACGCCCUAUCUAGCCUCACUGCUCUUGGCGGGCUAACGGAAUUGCUAGGUGGAGCUGCAGGUGCAGCCGCUACCGCACUUCCGGUACAAACGACCGGUGUGCACCGUUCACACAAGCCAUUUACACCCAGACUUCGUAGUCCCAGUGCACCCGGGCCCACCGACAGCGGGAAAUUUAAAUCAGAGCGCACCAAGUACAAUCCGUACUGAAUUAAUUGUACCGUUCUUUCUUUUCCCAUUUUUCUUCUGAUCUUUUUUUUUUUUUCCUUUUUUUUUUCUUUU